This is a messenger RNA of Tetranychus urticae (two-spotted spider mite), 3204 nucleotides long. NCBI's taxonomy places the organism in Eukaryota, Metazoa, Arthropoda, Arachnida, Trombidiformes, Tetranychidae. The record is from RefSeq and is a predicted model, not a curated record.
CUUCGGACCAAUUGUUAUUGCUUGAGUUUUUGUUUGACAAUUGAUUGUUAUAUUAUAUUUUUGUAUAUUUUUGUGAUUAAUUUUUGUUUAAAUUUCAUCAUGUUACCGUCCAAUUAUACAUAUGAAGGUCCAAACGGUGUCAAACUAUUGAGAGUGAGAAGUAGAGCUGGCCAUCGACUGAGGGUAACUCAAGAGUUAGCCGAGGAACUUGACAAAGAUUAUGAAACAAGAUUAUUAAAGGAUGAAAAAUUGAUUCUACUUGUUGAUCUUGAUCAAACUUUGAUUGAUACAACCAAUGAACCUCCACUCGAUGGGAUGAAAGAUGUUUUUAAAUACCAACUAUAUGGACCCAACUCACCCUGGUAUUUCACAAAACUUCGACCUCAUACUUUCCGUUUCUUGGAAAAUAUUUCAAAACUUUAUGAGCUUCAUAUUUGCACUUUUGGAGCUCGUAUUUACGCACAUAAAAUAGCUGAACUUAUUGACCCUAAUCAAAAGUAUUUUUCACAUCGAAUACACUCGAGAGAUGAGUGUUACGACCCAGCCUCAAAAACGGGCAACCUUAAGGCGUUGUUUCCUUGUGGAGAGUCAUUAGUUUGUAUCAUUGAUGAUAGACAAGAUGUUUGGAACUUUGCAUCUAAUCUGGUUGCCGUUAAGCCUUAUUUUUACUUCAAAAACAACGUUGAUAUCAAUUCUCCUCAUGCAUCUAAAGAAAAGUCUCUGAUAUACGAAAUGACAAAAGUGAGAAAUGAAGCAGAUAAUUUUAUUGGAUAUAAUCAAGAACCAUUGAGCUCUACCAGUGAAACCAAACAUUUUAUUGAGGAUACGGAUGAUUAUCUUCUCUACUUGGAAGACAUAUUGCAAAGAAUACAUAAAACCUACUUCCAGCAUUAUAAAGAUAUGAAAAGAUAUGUCACCGAGGAAGAAGGAGUUAAUAUACCUGACUUGAAAAAGAUAAUACCUCUAGUACGAAAGAAAACAUUGCAAAGUGUUAAUAUUGUGUUCAGUGGAUUAAUUCCAACAAAUAUGCCACCCGAAAAAAGCCAACUGUAUUCUAUGGCAUCAUCUCUUGGGGCCAAUGUAACCAAAGAUUUAAUUGUGGAUGGAUUUCCAUCUGAGAAAACAACUCAUGUCGUUGCAUCUAAACUGGGUACAUUAAAAGUUUCCAAAGCUAUGCGAUGUGAGAACAUUCAUAUCGUUAACCCAUACUGGUUAUAUUGUUGUUCAGAGAGAUGGAUAAAAGUUGACGAGAUUUUAUUUAAAUUAAAGAAAGAAGACAACUUCGAUGCCAUUCAAGAAAAACCUAAACCAUCUCCAUCACCAACGUCAGUUACUGGCUUCAAUGCUGUACCUUUUAUUCAUGGAGACAGUCCUUCGCCGCAUAAUUUAUAUGAUUCAGUUGCCGCGAAAAAUAUUAAUCCUAAUUUUCAAAAAGAGAAUCGUGAACCUGCUGAAAGCAGACCAAUUGGAGCAACUAAUGCACUAGGUUUAUCAACCAGCCAAAGAUUUAUUGCUUCAAGCUAUAAACAAUUGCCAGGCUUACCAAAUGCCGCUCAUCAACCUCAAGCAUAUCAACAAAUACGACAAGUUCAACCAAUGGUUUCAUCACCAACAAGCAGAGAACCCAAAAGGUUUCCUCAGAGCACUUGUGUUUGGUUUGACAAUGAUGAUGUCACUCCUCCUCAACCACCUCCAAGAAGACGAAGUGUAAGCUCGGCGAGUAGCUUAACUCCUACUCAUGAAACAAAUGAGUACAGAUUUGGUCAAGUUUGGAAUACCCCUGAUUCAAAGAGUCCCGCUAAACCAAUCAAAUCUCAAAAUAGCCAACAAGGUAAAUUAAAGGAAAUCCAUGAGUUGGUCUUCGCAAGUCCAGGUCGAGUCAAGGAACAUGCCCAAAAAUUGAACAAAAUUGUCUCAUCGAGUGAUAUUAAACCACCAAUGCCUGUCAACAUCAAUUCACCCCCAACACCAGUCAACAAAGGACGAAGUAAAGAUUCAAAUAAGGAAGAUGAUAACGAUUCAGCUUCCGUUCAACCCUUCGAUCCACUAAAAAGGAAAUGGAUGAUAACAACAUCUAAUUGUGAUUACAACGAGAUGGUUUCCUUGUUGAAAAAAGAUCCAACUCUAGCCGGUCUAAAGGAUUUCACCUCGGUAAGUAAUCAUUUGACCUUAGCCCAAAAAUAUUUUGCAACUCAUAACUUUUUUUGUCUCUCCUUUCAUUUUCAGGGGUAUACGGCUUUACAUUGGGCAGCUAAAUUUGGUAAAGCUGAAAUCAUUAAAUUAAUUGCUGGAACUCAUGGUGUCAAUGUAAACAAAAAAUCUCAUGGUGGCUACACUCCUCUUCAUCUAGCAGCAAUCCAUAAUCAUGAACAUAUCUUGGAACUUUUCAAAAUUUACGGUGCUGACACUUCAAUUCGUGAUUAUUCUGGGAAACUUGCCGAACAAUAUUCUAAUCGAGGUCCACUUCGAACAGCCAAUUUAAACAGCAAAUUAAGCAAUGGAUCGCUAAAUGGGUCUCAACAUAAACAUCAUUCCAGUUCAUCUCAUAAUCACACUAAAAUUACAGAUAAAGGUCGUUCCGAAUCAUCAUCAUCCUCAUCUUCAGCAUUCAUCCGGAUUGGAUCAUUAAACAAAAUGCGUAAAACAGCGGCAGCAAUUAAAGGUAUCAAAAGCUGGGGAUCAGCUGAAUCUGUUUCCGAUUCUAACACAAUGCCACCGCCAAAGAGCUCAACAUCCAAAAAGAAGCGAAGUAAAAAAACUUUAAGCUCACCGCCAAUGGAUAAAAUUGUUUCCAGCUCCAGAGAUUCAGAUUCAGAUAGUGCCUAUGGUUUUGUAUAGAGACUUGGUUCGUCCGACUUUUUGCUUUUCCAGUUUUGCAAUGAACCAAAUUUAUUCCGUCCAACCAAUUUUGGGUUCAAUUUUAACCGAGAAUCUCAAAAUUUUGACAAAAAAAUUUUCUCUCAACUUUUGUUUUUAAAUUUUACCUUUUAACUUUUAUCUUGAAUCUCAAAGACUUAUUUUUACUUAAUGUGUAACCAAGUUAUGGCCAGUAAUUGUAAAUUGGAUUCCAAUCGACAUCAUUCCUUGUACUUAUUGGUUUGCAUAUCGAGUUUACAUAUCAACAAACUUAAUGUAACCAUGAAUCGAUGAACAAAAAAAGCUCAAAACGAAACGAAAAAUAAAGUAUCCAAAAAAAUGUCAAAA